AUGCUGGUGGGCGCCAGGCUCCAGCGGCGGCGGCGGCAGCUGCAGCACCAGCCCCGCCGGCGGCAGCCUCUCCUCUGGCCGAUGAAUGCAGACCCGCCGCCGCCGCCGCCCUGGGUUUGGAUGGUGCCCGGCUCGGCCGGGCUGUUCCGGCUGGGAGCGGGGGUCGCGGCCCCGCCCGUGCUGCUCGCCUCGGCGCAGCCCCCCGCCGGCCCGCUGCUCCCGGGGCUGCCCGCCUGGCAAGCUCCCGGCGAGCCCCUGCUGCCGCUGCCGCCGCUGCCCUCUGCGCCAGACCACGCCGCCGCCGCCGCCGCGCACCGCUACCCUGUGCUCCACGGGCAGUGGCUGUUUGGUGGUCAUUCCCCAUCGAUUGGACUGUCCCCCACUUCCUCUGUGGAACUGGUGCCCAUUUUCCCACAUGUCUGCACAUCCGCUCUUCCACUUCCUGUUGGGAAAAGCUGGAUGGACAAAAGGAUCCCUAAUUGUAAGAUCUUUGUAAAUAAUUCCUUUGCUCUGGACUCAACGUGGGUGUAUCCUGAGGAAUCAAGGUUGUUUCACGGGCACCAAAAGCCUCAGCUAUGGACAAACCAAGUGGCCGUGUCUCUGUCCAGACCAGCCCCUGCCUCCAGGCCUCUGCCCACAGUGGUGUUAGCGCCUCAGCCCCCACCAGGUGGCUCUCACAGCAGCCUUAAGCCCAUGGGCAGUGGCCCCACCGUGGCCAUCGCAGCUGCCGCUGCAGCCGUGGUCUCCGUGGACCCCGAGGGGCUCGGUGGCCUGCCCCCCUCCAGGACGCAGCCCUGCCACUUCCUGACCCUGGCGCCCAUCAGGAUCCCCUUGCGGACCGCACCCUUCCCCGACAAAAGCAGAGAGCGCAGCCGGGCGCCCUGCCCCCCAGCCCUGGUGCUACACGCAGAGAGGAAGAGCCCAGCGGGGGAUGGAGAGGACAAGGAGCCUCCGUCGAUCCUGGUGACCAGCGAGGACAGUGCGGCCAAAGGCACGAGGCCCGUGGCAUCCACCCCGGUGCCGGGAUCCCCCUGGUGUGUGGUCUGGACAGGAGAUGACCGAGUUUUCUUCUUCAACCCGACGAUGCAGUUGUCCGUCUGGGAGAAGCCGAUGGACUUGAGGAACCGCGGGGACCUCAACAGGAUCAUCGAAGACCCUCCCCACAAGCGCAAGCUGGAGGCAGCAGCAACCGAGCCCAGUGAUGGAUCGAGUUCUGAAGAUGGCAGGGAAGACCCGGAUGUGAAAACCAAGAGGAAUCGGACGGAAGGCCAUGUGAGUCCCAGGCCCCAGGAGGCGGAGAGACAGGACGCGGGCGCCAAGACACCCCCACCCCAGAUCCUUCUGCCACUGGAGGAGCGAGCGACCCACUUCCGAGACAUGCUUCUGGAGAGAGGGGUGUCAGCGUUUUCUACCUGGGAGAAAGAAUUACAUAAAAUCGUGUUUGAUCCACGCUAUCUCCUGCUGAACUCGGAGGAGCGGAAACAGAUAUUUGAACAGUUUGUCAAGACAAGAAUAAAAGAAGAAUACAAGGAGAAGAAAAGCAAAUUGCUGCUAGCCAAAGAAGAAUUCAAAAAGCUUCUAGAGGAAUCUAAACUGUCACCCAGGACCACAUUUAAGGAGUUUGCUGAGAAGUACGGCCGGGAUCAGAGGUUUCGACUCGUCCAAAAGCGGAAGGACCAGGAACAUUUUUUCAACCAGUUCAUCCUUAUUCUCAAGAAGCGGGACAAGGAAAACAGACUCAGGCUCCGGAAGAUGAGAUGAGAGUGUGAGGACGUGAUCAGGCUGAGCGUCCGAGCAUCCGGGGCGGAGGUGGAGGCGGCUUGGGGGUGGCCCCGCCCAGCUGGGUUGGGAGCCCACGGGCCAUGGGCUUAGGUCUCCCAGGAUUACUGUUUCAUAUUGAAGCUCCCUUUGGUACAGCCUUCCAAGUUUGAUGCAUUUCUUAUUUGCCAUAUGUCGCUCCCUUAAUUGUUUUACUUACGCAGAUUACUUGUAAUAUAGACAAAUUCUAAGUCUGCCGCAGGUUUGCACCUCAGCGGAAAGAGGCACCGACUCUGACCCCCUCAAGGCGUUUUCAUCAUUCGAGCCAAUUAUCCGAAACUUUUCUGGAAACCUUUGUGAGUUCCUUCCAUCCCUCAGGAGUUCCACGGUGUUGGGGUGUCCCAACUCGGGUCCCGGGUAUCAGUCUAGUUUCCUGAGUAGUAGCAUAGGUUGUUCAUCAUCGCAGUGACACCUGUGACCAUCAGACACAUGGACCACGGACCACCUACAGGUUGAAGGAUGACCACCCACCCUCUCCCCCGGGGAGUGCUGGGCCUGGAGAAGGGGGCUACGCUGUCUGUGGGAGGUCCUCCUUAAAAAAGAAUUAUUUUGUACAAAAUCAUCUUAUGGAUAUUUGAGUUAUUUUUCUUGUAUGCCCAGAGUUUGCAUGAGAUUUUUCUCACCAUCUUUGUAUAAAAAAAUUUUAAAUUUUUUUGAAUUAAUAAAUAUUUUAAACCAGUGUA
This is a messenger RNA of Cervus elaphus (red deer), 2501 nucleotides long. RefSeq names its product transcription elongation regulator 1 like (gene TCERG1L). Gene Ontology annotation, molecular function: transcription coregulator activity; RNA polymerase binding. NCBI's taxonomy places the organism in Eukaryota, Metazoa, Chordata, Mammalia, Artiodactyla, Cervidae. The record is from RefSeq and is a predicted model, not a curated record. The coding region runs from base 1 to 1761 and encodes 586 amino acids. The transcript is spliced from 12 exons. Gene Ontology annotation, cellular component: nucleus.